CCGUAGGCUGUUAAAAAUCCAUAAAAUGUCAACACAGACUCGACAUGCAUAGCUUCUUAUUGGUCCAAAGCUCUUGUCAAAGUGCAAGCAACAUGCAAACGAAGAGACAUAGCUCAUUACUGACUUUUCAGCCCGUUGACGACAAGGCAGACCGAUAUGUACUGAAACUGCCACUCGGCCUCUUGGUUGCCUCCCCACAUUUGAUACGGUGCUCUGAUAAACGCAGAGUGCCCAGGCCUUCACACCGGAAAAACGUAACUCACGUGUGUUUUGUCAACUCGACACAGCAAAGCGUCCGAAUCGCUUUCAUCGCCCUCAGCAUAUUGCUAUCGCACAGAGCAGGAAAAGAAAAGCGUGUAUGUUGCUCUGCCUAGUUAGCCAAAGACAUACCCGAAUUAUCUGCGCAUCGGCUAGGAAGUUUCUCCAAUUCCCGAUGGCUUGAUCUCUCUUCUUCGAGAUGACGUUCUUCUUUCUCUGGGCCUUCUCCUCUUCGCUUUCCUCUCGACCUUCUUCCUCCAUCUUCCACAGCCUUCUUCUUUCAUAGUAGUCAUAGCCGCCGCUGUCAAAGCGCUCCUCGACUUCUGAACGAAAGUUAUCUUCCCAAUACUUGCGCAGGACGGCAUCUUUCUCCUCGUCGCUAAUGUCCGCUGUCCCUGUCCGCAGGACGUCCGCACCCGCCUCGCCGAUCAACGAAUAUGACGCCGGGUCAUCAAACCACUUGUACUCGUUCAGCAUCUCGAAGCUCACAUUGAAGUCCCGCGCUAGCAGUUGGUACAAGGCUGCGUCGGUGCCCUUGAGAAAGUCAGGGCCCACCGACGAUGGGGUGUAGUCAUGCUCAAGCCGGAAGACAAAGCGGCUGGCCCUUUUCUUCUAGAAAACCCAAACACAUGGAAGCAAUCCUCACUUCGUCCAUCAUCUCCUUAGACCGCCCGUGGACAUUGUCUUACGUCUUUCGUCGGUUUGAAGUGUUCCCUCAGCAUGUCGACUAAGUCUUGCAAUGAAGUGGGCAGCGGCCCGAGCCUCUCCCUCUCCUGAUCUGCAAUUCUCUCCCGCCGCAGAUUGUACGACAGAACGAGCCGAUGGCCCGACUCAACGGGCAUCACACGAUGAGGGAUGUCUGCUAAGAACGUUAGCCAUCGACAUUGGCCGCUUUCGAGUGCAACUCGCGUCUCGUUGUUGAAUCUCUCGCCAUCGAAGGCAUCCCCGUCGUGGAGCAGAAAGUCGCCCCCGCUGUAAUCCGUUGGGAGAAAGACCAGCAGAGACCCGAACAUCUCUUUGUUCCGCUGUGUGUCCUUGUGAAUGCGAAAAUGGUCGCCCUCAGCAUAGAUAAGCGCCUUGUAGAAGUCUGCGCUCACUCGGUAGCCCGGCGUCAUCUCGUGCUCAACCACACGACAGAUUCCAUCAAUGACAUUCUCCCAUCGGCCACCCUGACUUCUCACAGACACUUGGUCAGCAUGCACUUCGCGACUGUUUCGGACGUCGGGAUCAACCACCGUCUUGUCUUUCACGCCAAAGGGCGACUGGCUGGCAUGCUUCUCGUACACAUCCUGCAGGUCGGCGGGCGAGAAGGGAGCACCUGGCAGCUGGAAGUUGGGCUGAAGAGACCACUGAGCAGACGUGUUGUCGCGAGAGAUGAUCGAGGGGACCAGAUCACUUGUACCUAAACACACACACACACACACAGACGACACAACACAUCCAUCCAUCCAUCCAUCCAUUUAUCUGUCUGUGUGUGUGUAGGUGACCCGAAACGAAGGGCCUCGGCGUUUCGUGCUUCUUGAGAUAGCCCAGGGCGGCAUCCACCACUCCACCGGCCCUCUCAUGGCUCACUUGCAUCGACACAGACACGCCGGAAUGUCGCCGCUUGUCAGCCAAACGGAUGAAUCGAUGCGGUUGAUGAGAAGCUGGCUGUAAGGGGACGAAGCCGCUCUGCUUGGUGAGUGCUCCCUCAGUGGAUGGCAGGCUCGUCGCAGACAGAACAAGCCGCAGGGCGACAGACAGGACCACAGGAAGGACGCAGACGAGAGAGAUCCGGCCACAAUCUCCUCGGGCCAUCGCUGGGCUACGCAUAGUGCAACGCAAGACCGUCUGAG
Vitrella brassicaformis is the source of this 2093-nucleotide messenger RNA. Lineage: Eukaryota; Vitrellaceae. The record is from the annotation of a GenBank genome assembly.